AGUGCUGACUGUAGUGAAAGCCACCAGGCUCGGGUCGACGAGAUGGAGGCUGAAGGCUCGAACAAAUACCAGAAACUAGCCACCGAAUACUCAAAGCUCCGCGCCCAAGCCAGCGUUCUGAAGCGGGCCGUUCUAGAGGAGCAAAACAAAAGCGCAUCCAUGCGCGAAUCUCUACGCCUGAAAGAGGCCACCCUGCGGAAGUCGGAACAGGAAGUGGACAGCUUGGGUUUCCGGAACAAACAGCUCGAGCGGCGAGUGGCGGCCUUGCAGGAGAACCUGGAGCAUGAGUUAAAGAAGGGUACGAGUGGUAAGGCGGUAAAAACAAAAGCUUCCAACAGCGACAACGACACGGGGAUAUCGAACGCCGAUGAGAGUGUGAUCGCGGAGGAACUGCAGAAGAAAAUUCUCGAAAACGCACAGCUGACAAACACCGUCGAAGAUCGGAGUGCGGAAGUGAAGCAGCUGCAGAACCGCAUCGAAAGUCUUAACCGGGAGCUGCAGCAACAGGCAGUCGUUGAGCAGAAGUUACGCAAAGAGCUCGAGCUGCUGACCGUCCGUAAUUCGGAACUGGAAUCGAAGGUGUCGGAAGCGGCGAGUACGAUCGGAAGUGAAGAUGGCCUGAGCGUGACGACGGACGUGGAAAAUCACUACAACCACUUCACGGGCAGCUCGAACAGUGCGUCCCAAGCGCAGAAUAAUGGGUCGCACAACGCCAAUACGACGGCUGGUGGCACGCUGGACGAUCGGGUGGUGUAUCUCGAGAAGGAACUCACGCACUGGCGGGCCCAGUACGAGCUGCUGAAGAUAGAAACCUCUAGUCAAAUGCGAAAGGCAUCGAAGGGCGAACAAAAGGACGACAUUUUUAGUCAAGGAUCGGACGGUAUCAACAGGACACUGGAGGACAAUCAGCAGCAGAAUGAGGCGCAAACGAGGGAGCAGAAGCUAAUCGCGUGUUUUACGAAAAGCAUCGAAGAUUUGUUCCUUGAUAAGUGUCGCGCAGAAUCGAAAUUAGCUUCGCAUUUCAUUGAAAGUCAAAGACUGCAGACCCAUUUGGAUAUUUUUAAAAAUCGUCUUAAGGACCGUGAAGAAGCCAACCGCGAGGAGGAGCGCCGUAUGCGCAUCAUCGAAGAUGAACUGUCCCGAACGAGGCUCAAUUAUGAGGAGCAGAUCAGCGUUCUGACGGAGCAAGUGAUAAGCUUAAGUGAUCAGUUAGCCAAGGCCAAAUAAGCCGGCGGGAGGUGGCGUUCCGUUCUUUUUCGUGUUACGGCCACACACCCGAAGCAUUGUAUCCAGUUCGGGGCGUAUGCCACUCUCAGCGAUGUGAAUAUCAUGCAAAAAAAAAAUCCUUCCGGUGCUAGAAGGGAAUGCGCAUAUGGACGUGUGAGCGCAAUAUGCGAUGGGAUGAAAAGUGCAACCGUGUCGAAACGUUUACUGAAUGUGUAAUAAAUUCUUACAA
This is a messenger RNA of Anopheles nili, 1456 nucleotides long. Its product is annotated as centrosomal protein of 63 kDa. Gene Ontology annotation, cellular component: early endosome; membrane. The transcript has 6 exons. Bases 43 to 1227 code for a protein of 394 amino acids. The record is from RefSeq and is a predicted model, not a curated record. NCBI's taxonomy places the organism in Eukaryota, Metazoa, Arthropoda, Insecta, Diptera, Culicidae.